AAGCAGGCAGUUUUCUUCCGUGCCCUCCCUCCCCCCGCCUCCUACAUGAACAGCAGAGGCUCCAUUUUGUUUGGUUUUUGCGGUCACACAGUCGACACAGCCUGCAAGGAAACAACGCCAAAGCCGCUUAAAAGAUAACCGUUACCAACGACACCAACAAUGAGUGGUUGUCGUAUUUUCAUCGGCCGUUUGAGCCCAUCAGCCAGAGAGAAGGAUGUGGAGAGGUUCUUCAAAGGAUACGGCCGCAUUCGAGAUAUCGACCUCAAGAGAGGCUUUGGAUUUGUGGAGUUUGAUGACCCCAGAGAUGCCGAAGAUGCAGUUUAUGAGCUUGAUGGCAAAGAGUUGUGCAAUGAAAGGGUGACCAUUGAACACGCCCGUGUACGUCUGCGUGGCGGCCGUGGCAGAGGAAGCGGCGGUGGCGGUGGCGGUGGUAGUGCAGGAGGACGUUUCUCUGAUCGCUAUGGCAGAGGUUCCCAGAACAGUCGGAGCCGAAACCCUCCUCCGAUGCGCACUGAGAACCGCCUGAUUGUGGAGAACCUUUCCUCUCGUGUUAGCUGGCAGGACCUGAAAGAUUUCAUGAGACAAGCUGGAGAGGUGACAUUUGCCGACGCACAUCGCCCCAAGCUCAACGAAGGGGUUGUUGAGUUUGCCUCUUGCAGCGAUCUGAAAAAUGCCAUGGACAAACUGUCUGGGAAGGAAAUCAAUGGCAGGAAAAUCAAGCUCAUUGAGGCAGCCAGAAAGAGGUCGAGAAGUCGUUCCCGGUCUGAGAGCUCCUCUCGCUCCCGCUCCCGUUCUCGUGGCCGCUCUCCAUCCCGCUCCCCCAGACGCUCCCGCAGCCCCGCCCACAAGGCCCACAACCGUUCCCGCUCCCCCAGCGUGUCCCCCGUCGGCGGCGCUUCCUCCCCAACCUCCAAAUCAAAGGACCCCCCUAAACGGUCCUCCAAGACGAGCAAAUCUGCCACCCCGCCCUCCCCUCCUCCUGCUCAGAGAGCCUCCGUCUCCCGUUCUCGCUCCCGUUCCCGCUCUCGUUCCCGCUCCCGUUCCCGUUCCCGCUCUCUUUCUACUGACAGCCAGCGCUAAACGCUUCGUUUAAGCUUAAUGGGAAAUCAACAGUAGAAACGACUCGAUUUAACAGUUGGAGGAGUUGACCCACUGGAGCUCCCGUGACCACUUCUGAAAGCCGAGACCACAGCUUUCCUCGAGUAGUUUUUUUUUUUAUUUUUAUUUUUUUUCCCUCUGGAUUGUCAUAACUAUCAUCAAGCUUUUCACAUUUAAACACCGCUACAUUGUCAGGCAGGAACAAUGAUGUUCAGUCAAUCAUUUUAUUCUCAUUAUGGGGCGUUUGAAUUAAAUAACUUAAACAGAGGACGCUUGUUAAACAGUGAUGCUGUUUGUGUCCCCCUCAUUGCCCAUCAAGAUUAAACCUAUAUGUAUGUUGCACCCUCCAAAUGUAUUCGUCCAGCUCGGCUGCAGGUCCUCCACUGCUGCACCAUUUUUCCGUACUGACGCACAGUUUCUCUCACGAAAUGCCCAAGUGAACCAGCGUCAGGUCUCACUGUUACGGAGUCUUUGAUGGAAUCUGUUUUUUUUUUGUUUUGUUUUUUUGGCAGGACUUGGAGGCUUUUUGUGUGACUACUUUCUUGCAAUACUUUUGCUUGUUUUUUGCUUGUCCAUGGGAGAGUUUUUAAUCACUUUCCACAUUUUUGUCUGUAUCAUGUGAUCCAAGUCCUUUUGCCU
Perca flavescens (yellow perch) is the source of this 1737-nucleotide messenger RNA. RefSeq names its product serine and arginine rich splicing factor 5b (gene srsf5b). The record is from RefSeq and is a predicted model, not a curated record. Bases 160 to 1080 code for a protein of 306 amino acids. The transcript has 8 exons. Gene Ontology annotation, molecular function: RNA binding. NCBI's taxonomy places the organism in Eukaryota, Metazoa, Chordata, Actinopteri, Perciformes, Percidae.